Molecule: messenger RNA, 4050 nt
Organism: Amoebophrya sp. A120
Lineage: Eukaryota; Dinophyceae; Syndiniales; Amoebophryaceae
Source: the annotation of a GenBank genome assembly
GUGCAUUUGUGAAAAUAACGACGGCUAUUGCUAUAAGUACUGUCUCUUUUCCACCCAAACACACCGUGUAUUUAGACCCCACAGCUGGGUACAUCAGUUGUGAACCGGAGAAAAUUUAUUUCAACAGUCGAGACUUUUCAACCAUGAAUCAUCCCACCAGGUCCACAAGUUUUACGCACAACGUUAUUUCCGCUCUUGCUGGUAUGUAGCGCCACCUGGUUUAUUAUUAAUUUCGGUAGGACUCAAGUGUAGAUAUAGAUAAGCAUAAGUACCCCGACAACGCUAUUGCAGCUUCGGUCGUUCACGAACCAAUUAUCGGGGAGGAGGUGUAAUAUCCUCGAUUCUGCCGGUCUUGUGGGUAUUCUUCACAUAGAACACGUAGAAAGCUUUGUUUCCUUGCUCCUGCCGGAUAAGAAGAUUGAUCAUAGCACGGCAAGAACAAACAGGCCAAGCGGUGGUGCAAAUUUGUUUAUCUCAGCGGAAGUUUUUCUAGAGCUGGGGUGUUGAUGACACCUCCUCCUUCGGCUUUUGAUUUCCGUCAUCUUUGUUUCUUGCCUAUGCCUUGACGAGAACCAAGGCAGCCGCGAAGUAGAGGACAACUUCUUGCCGUCGUAAAAAAUAGCGGUGUUUUUAAUUCUCCGUUCUUUCGCUCCAGCAGCAACACGCCGCUACUGGGAGGAGCGCGCGGUCAACAACCAGGGCUGUAGUUCCACUGCAAGCUGCACCGCCGACACUUGCCGUAGCGACUACGGUGUGGUCGUAGUGCCAUCGAGAACGAAAUAAAAUCCCGAAAUCGAAGAAGUGCCGGAGCGGUGCGAGCACAAGCGACACAGCCAUCCUCGCCAGGUGAACAAGCUUGCUACUGUGAACCGCGAGAAGUGGCAACAGCAUCAACCAGGUGCUCUAUACCUCCUCGGGAAGAACAGGAAUGAAGUAGAGGCACCAGUAGCACAGCACCAGUGAGAGCAACUACGACCCGCGGUGGUGCUUCGAGAAAUUUUUUUUGGACGAUAGGAACAAACUUGUCGCACAUCAAGUGUCAUCUCAACAUCUGCGACAAUGGCGAUCGUUUCUGUGGACGAGCGAAUAGUGUUUGUGGGCCUGGUACGGAUUGCAAAUAUGUCUGGGUCUGGGAGGUUGAGACUUGUAAUGCUAGCUUUUCAUACCUUAGAAAAUCUGUCUUGCAUUAUAACCAACAAAAGUCGCAGCCUCUUUUGUGCAUGUAAAAACGCAGUUUUCCAUGCGGGUUUCCUAUGAGAAAGCGUUCUGGAAAGUGGUCAUGCUGGGUUGCAUUCGGAACUGAUUAUUCCAUCAUCCACAUUCUCGCAUCACAAGUUUUCAGACCCGGACACAUUUGCAUUUGAUACCUAGCCCGCGUCACCGAUGGGGCUUUGCUGGCGUCAAUUUUCGUUGACAGUAUAGAUUUUGUUUCUUGCCGUACUUUUUAUUGCACGAAUGGGAAUUUGCAUUUGGAAAUGCAGGAACAGGAUGUGGAGCCUCGUGUGCAAUUUGCUUUGUCUACCACUGCAGAUUUGUAUAUAUAACCACUUCAGUAUUGCGAAAUAAAACUUCAAGCACGAACACAUUACGUAAUCGACCAAAGAAUAAAUCGCAAUCUACUUUCAUUGUAUCCUCACAGGUAAAAUCGCGUCCCAAGAAAAGCAACAGUUUGAGCGGCAAUUUCUCCAGUCCUGCCAGCAGCAACGGGGCAUAACAUAUCAUUUGUAACAACGUCCCCAUGCCAGCAUGGUCAAGUUGGGAAUCUAGCAACACAAAUCUUCAAGCUUUGGAAGCUGUGCAUGACAAGUUUUCCUCUGCAGUGUUGUGCUGAUUGGCGAGAGAAGCCGCAUGAGAAAGCCGCUUUCACAUCCUGUUUACAGCAUUACCACCACGAUUGGAAAUUCUUCUCAUGGAGCUGCGCAUUACAAGUGUUCCUGUCAUUGCGCAUUCGCAUGACAACUCUGGUGUGGGGACGUUUUUACUGAGGAUAUAACAAAUGCGGAGUUCAAAACCCGGGUGAUUCUCGAGUACCCGUGCCAGGGAAACAUGUUUGUCAUGGCGGGUAACGGGGUUUCCAGCCAUUACGCAUGGCAAAUUGGUUUUUCCCUGGGUCUGGAAAUUUGUGACGCGGAGUUCUUGUGAAGGAUUGCAACAGGAGUUGGAAGUCGUGCCGCAAAUAAGCAUGACAAUUUUUCUUGCAUUUUCGAGAAGCUGCAGUUGUUAUAUUUCUCGAUCAUGCAAAAAUACAGAUUUUCAUUUUCCAGGCUUGCCAGACAAGCACGACAAGCUCGGGCUUAUUUCCAGACGCAGACACCUAUUUGCUAUGCAUAGUCAUUGCUUGUACGCAAUAGGGAUUCGGGACGCCGGGUACCCGGAGCGGCUGGCUAUCAAGUGCAAAUAUGUCUGGGUCUAGAAGAAUGCAACUUGUGAUGCUGCAUUUGGAUUCCAAAAAAAACUGUAUUGCAUGAGCAGCAAAGGGAGUGCAAUUUUUGCCAUGCGAAGAGGCAUUUGUUAUGCGGAAUAGGCAUCAAAAAGCCCCGAAAAAAAUUGUGAUGCUAGGGCAUGCAUCACAAGCAUCAUCGCUCAUGCAAAACGUGCAUGACAAGUCUUCCAACCUUCCAGACCCAGACAUAUUUGCAUUUGAUACUGGCGUACGCGUGCUUAAACGAAGUUUUGGAACGGGUGCACGUCACGCAGGUAUGUGUUACUUAAUAGUAGUAAGUACGGUUUUUAUCUCAACAUCACGCGGUUUGAUUUGUAGAUCAUACGGGAUUAUGACAAUGAGUUCUGAUCUUGAUCAUUCUGAUGUCGAAACUCAGGACCUCCAGGACACCGCCGACGAGCAGGUGUUUAUAGAUGAUCGUAGGCCUCCUGCUUCUAGGAUAUCAGGAUGCAGGAGCCAUGUCGCAAUUAUUUCUCAUGCAGAAAUGAAAAUCGCACAAAAAACUACCUCAGGGCGAUUCCCUGCACCAUCUAUCCUCGCUCUCACUGACCAAGCCGCUGAAGAAGCCGGUUCGGGAGAUAUCCUCAACAAAAACGUCCCCACCCCGGAGUUGUCAUGCAAAUGCGCAAUGACAUUGACAGGAACUGAACAGUUGUAAUGCGUAUCUCCAUGAGAGGCAUUGCAAAUCGACGUGUUUUGGAAUCUGUAAUACUGUAAACAGGAUCAGAGCCUGGCUCUCUCAUCAUGCGGAGGGCAGCUAACCAGCACUACAAUUGAGAUCGAAACUUGUCAUGCGCAACUCCCAAAACUUGGACAUUUGUGUUGCACAUUUACCAUACUUGGUUAUGAGGUGGGGAUGUUUUUGUUCAGGAUAGGAGAUCAUCAAGCGCUACCAGCUCGCGGACCGGGACAAAACUUUUGAUAUGCAAGAAAAAAUCUAUGUGAGUGUAAGUCUGUGAUGCAGGAAAUGCAAAACUGUUAUACUUGGCAUGCUAGAUCUGCCUCACAGGCUACUUUCAUGCGUGUUUCUACGUACUAGCUGCGCAUGACAGAUUUUCCCUGUAAUGCAAAACGAAUUUGUGAUGCUGCUCUUCCUACAAAGUUUACACUUGCCUAGUUUUUUUUCUGUAUAUUUGAGGUGCAGUAUCCUAAUGUAAAAACGUCCUCACGACGACCCCAUAGUUGUCAUGCAGUUUUGUAAUCGCAGGAACGUUUGUAAUGCGCAUGAUCCCCAUGAAGAGAGGCAAUUCCAAUUCUAUGCGUGUGUUGGAAUUUGUAAUUCUGUAUAACGGGAUGAGCAGACGGAUUUGUGAUGCGUUUGGCCUUGCGAAGCUGCGCUAGUACACAACAGACAGCAACUUGUCAUGUGUGACGCCCAAAACUUCUACUGAAUUUGUCUUUGUGUUGCUAAGUUUCCAGUCUUUCAGUGACUCUGGACAGCGACGAGUGGGGACGGUUUUCCUCAGGAUAUGCAGGGAAAAGUAGAAGAGUUGAAGGAGAACAUGCAGGACAAUGUGCGGAGAAUUUUAGAAACACAUCACAACCUGGAGAAUUUGGAGCAGAGGACAGACAACAUGAGCAGGCAGGCGGACCAGUUUCUGAAGCAG